Molecule: messenger RNA, 2075 nt
Organism: Oreochromis niloticus (Nile tilapia)
Lineage: Eukaryota; Metazoa; Chordata; Actinopteri; Cichliformes; Cichlidae
Exons: 14
Coding region: 988-1947 (319 amino acids)
Source: RefSeq, a predicted model, not a curated record
AUUGGCAGGAAAAAAAACAACGGAGAACACGUCAGGGAUGACGAGAAAGUGACAGGAGAAAAUCCGUCCCGGUGUUCUGGGAAUUUCUCCUACCCCGCAAACCGUCCUACCCGUUGUUCCUGAGCAUGUGCGCGCAUGCGCACAACACAUAAAGUGAAGCAAAGCGCAUCCGGCUGUGAUUUAAUUCUACCCCGUUGUCAUAUUUGCAGGAAAAUAGGUAAGCACUUCGGUGAAGUCUGCUGUCAAGUUACUGGACACGUUGUAUUUGCACAACACUUCUGAAUCCGCAGCUUCGGUGUUUUAAGGCUGUUUCGAUAUGGAGAAGAAGUGGGAAGAGAUUUACACGUUUAUUUCUGCGGGCUCCAACCCUUCAGGAUAUGACAAGGCUCAGAGGCAAAACCUCAGAAGAUAUGCCUCAAAAUUCCAACAAAAGGAUGGAGAACUCUUUGUUGGAACCAGAAGAGUAGUAAAAACCAUGGAUGAUGCCAGGAAGCUAUUUCAUGAGUUUCAUUCAUCUCCAAUUGGAGGACACACUGGCACACACAAAACGCUAAAUGCAGUGUGUUCCAGAUUUUACUGGUUUGGUAUGAUAGUUGACAUUAAAACAUGGAUUCUGGAAUGUGACCAGUGUCAAAAAGUUGGGAAACCACUGACUGCUGUGCAACCGUUGCAGUGUAUUCAGGUGUCUGAAGUGUGGGAACUUAUUGGUAUAGAUCUUACUGGACCUCUUCCUAAAACGUCAAGCGGCUUCCAGUAUAUACUUACUGCAACUGACUACUUUUCAAAAUGGGUUGAAGCUUUCCCAUUAAAAACGAAAUCUGCAUCUGAGGUAGCCAAUGAGAUGAAAAGACCAAUGACAACAUAAAAAGAGCCCUCCGAAAACUGGUGAAUGACCAGCAGAAUAACUGGGAUCUGUAUCUAGAUCCCACCCUGUUUUCACUGCGGUCAAAAUUACACACCACAACAAAAUACUCACCUUUUUUUCUGAUGUAUGGAAGAGAGGCAGUAUUUCCAUCAGAAGUGCCUGCUCAAGUGCCGAUUUCCAACAUCAUUCUGCCAGACGACAAAAGGUACAGUGACUAUGUACAGUCUGAAAGUGAAGCACAACAUGCAGUUAAAGAAACUGCGCAAGAAAACAUUGCGAAGUCACAAGACAAGCAAAAGGUUGCAUACGCCAAGCAGGUCCUGAAAAAGUACAAAAAUGUUGUGUACAAUGUAGGGGAUCAAAUUCUGCUUCUAAAUAUGAGGAAACGUGGGCGAAAAGGAGGAAGACUUGAACCGGAUUUUUCAGGUCCCUACACAAUUGAUGACAUCAGUGGAAAAUGUGUUGGACCGAAAAACGCUGAGGGAAAUACUUUAAAAAGUCUAUACAGUAUUGACCACAUUAAACCUUAUAGAACAAGCCACCCUGUCCAAGUCUCAACUCCAACUGAACCUGUUGAGAGUAGCCCAUCUUCUGAGAUGCAGCCUUGCAGUCCUCAGCAUCAUCCUGAAGCGCUGCAAAAUAACAGACCCUCUGUCAUACAGUUUGCACCAAAAAUAGCUCAGGUAAAAUCAGUCCAAGCACCAGAAGAGCUUGUACCAGUGACCCCCCAGAAACCCAGCACGCAAGAAAAAGUGAAGUGGCUUUGGGCUGCAAAAGACACCGGGCGUGUGGAGGCAGUCGUUGGGCCAUACAAAUUGUAUGACUCUUCUUUUCGCACACUGGAGGACAGUGGGUGGCUUUCUGAUGAGGUCAUUGAUGGAUACCUGCACUGCCUCAUUAGGAAACAAAAGGAACCCGUGUAUCAGUUGUCUUGCGUUGUUGCAACCUCUCUGUUUUCUGGGAAGUUUAAAUGUGUCACCAAGAUGUUGUUUCCGGCUGAGGACAUUUGGUUGUGCCCACUGAACUUCGGUGCACACUGGAUCCUUGUGGUUGUCAAACCUAAUAUAGGUUUGACAACCUAGUGUGGAAAAUGGAGACUCUGCCACACAACAAGCAGAUGGACUCCAGCAGUUGUGGAGUUUUAGUGUUGAAGUUUGCCGAACACUACCUUAUGAGUGGAGAGGUUACUAGGGUGCUGUCCACUCCAGAA